AUGGUCGCGCUGAGCGCUGCGCAGGGCUUCGCACAGGUCACCGGCGUACCCGCGCUCGUCAUCGUCCACGUUGAUUGCGGCACUCAGGCUCUGGCAGGCGCGGUGCACAAUGUCGACAGAGGCCGCACGCCGGUGCUCAUCUUCGCGGGCAUGUCGCCUUUCUCUGGCCAGGGCGAGCUGAAAGGCUCUAAGAACGAGUGGCCGAUGUGGCCUCAGGACAUACCCGACCAGGCUGCGAUUGUGCGG
Phanerochaete carnosa HHB-10118-sp is the source of this 246-nucleotide messenger RNA. RefSeq lists its product as uncharacterized. The annotation marks the transcript as partial. NCBI's taxonomy places the organism in Eukaryota, Fungi, Basidiomycota, Agaricomycetes, Polyporales, Phanerochaetaceae. The record is from RefSeq and is a predicted model, not a curated record. The transcript has 3 exons. Gene Ontology annotation, molecular function: thiamine pyrophosphate binding.